Molecule: messenger RNA, 387 nt
Organism: Cutaneotrichosporon oleaginosum
Lineage: Eukaryota; Fungi; Basidiomycota; Tremellomycetes; Trichosporonales; Trichosporonaceae
Biological process (GO): phosphorylation; phosphorelay signal transduction system
Cellular component (GO): nucleus; cytoplasm
Molecular function (GO): histidine phosphotransfer kinase activity; protein histidine kinase binding
Source: RefSeq, a predicted model, not a curated record
AUUAUCAACAUGGAAAUUUUCGGACAGAUCCAGGACAUGGACGACGACGAUGAAGACGACGCUGUGGGACACGAGUUCUCCAAGGGCAUCGUCUGGGGCUACUUUGAGCAGGCCGAGAACACGUUCAAGCAGAUGCAGGAGGCCAUUGAGGAGCCGUCCUUGUGGAAGCUGUCGUCACUGGGCCACUUCCUCAAGGGCUCAAGCGCAGCACUCGGCAUCAUCAAGGUGCAAAACUCGUGCGAGAAAAUGCAACACUACGGCAACCUGCGUGACGAGGAGGUCGGCGCCGCACUGAGCGAAGACGAGGCGCUCCGACGCAUCAAACAGUUGCUCGUCGACUGCAAGCGCGACUACGCCGUCGCCUCGGCAUAUCUGCGGCAACUGUAC